Molecule: messenger RNA, 489 nt
Organism: Mucor velutinosus
Lineage: Eukaryota; Fungi; Mucoromycota; Mucoromycetes; Mucorales; Mucoraceae
Exons: 3
Coding region: 1-489 (162 amino acids)
Source: RefSeq, a predicted model, not a curated record
AUGAGUCAACAACAUUACAUUUCCUGGGCUGUAGUACUUUUUCUUGCCAUUCAAUUUGGCGCCAUGUCAGUGAUAGCAGUGAUUGGAUGUGCUGCAGAGGCAAAUUUCCAGGCUUGUAAAUCAAUCGAGGAAAGUCUUUUACAUGGAUGUGGACCAGUUGACUAUGCUUGUCAAUGUAAUGCUCAGAAACUCAUUCGCCAAUGUUACGAUCUCUGCCCUGAAUACAGUGUAGAUGCAAACGAACAAGCUCGAGUUGCAACUGGUAUCUGUGCUGCUGUUCCUACACCUUCCAUUGCACCAUUGCCCUCUGGCCCUCUUGUUCCUAGCCAAGCAUCUGCAACUUGGGCUGCACCAACCACAGCGGGAUCAACAACAGCACCUUCUGCUAGCCAAUCAGUCAAAUCUUCAUUUGGUAAUCGUGUGCUUCCUGUUGGUCAGUUCGCCGUUGUGAUCACCAUGGUGGCCAUUGCAUUGACUGUCUACCUUUAA